AUGAAAGUAGAUAAGAAGGAAAUGAGUCCAGAGCAAAUAAGAGCUAUAGCUUUGGAAACAACUGAGCAACGUUUUCCGGCAAUGGAAUGGAUGCAUGUAUACACGAAUGGCUCUCUGACCGAUAGGAUCCAAGAGACUGGAACUGGAGGUUUUAGCAAGCUUUUCAGUUUUUAUAUACCUGUAGGGGCUUACUCCACGCACUUUGACGGAGAACUGAAAGCCAUUCAUGUGGAUCUCCAACAAUUAUCAUUGAGACAGAGCUCGUUCAGGAGGGCUGUUGUACUGUCUGAUUCGACUUCAGCAAUACAGGCCAUCUCUUCCCGAGAGUGUAAGAACAUAUGUGUUCAACAGUGCCAGAAAGUCAUAAAAAAACUUUCCCACAAGAUAUCUUUUCAAUGGGUACCUUCAGACUGCGGUAUUUAUGGGAAUGAGAUCGCUGAUAUGCUUGGGAAAAAGGGGGCUACAGUUCUCCAAAAUCCAAAAACGAGUGCAAGCCUUCAUUCUAUUAAGCUUCUAACAUCACUAACACAUCAAAAGACUUUGUAA
This is a messenger RNA of Stegodyphus dumicola, 546 nucleotides long. RefSeq lists its product as uncharacterized. NCBI's taxonomy places the organism in Eukaryota, Metazoa, Arthropoda, Arachnida, Araneae, Eresidae. The record is from RefSeq and is a predicted model, not a curated record.